AUGCUACCAACAGGUGGUUUUCUAGUUGGUGAUGAUGCUUUUGCACUGAAGACAUUUUUAUUGAAACCAUACAGUGGCACAAACCUCACAAGAGUACAAAAAAUAUUUAACUAUCGAUCAUCUAGAGCACAUAGAAUAGUUGAAAAUGCAUUUGGCAUCCUAACAAGCAGAUUUAGAAUAUUUCAAAAACCUAUACCAACUGACGUCAACACAACCGAUAAGAUUAUUCGAGCCUCACGUGCUCUGCAUAAUUGGUUGCGCCUAACAAGUCCCAGUUGUUACUUUCCAAAGGAUUGCGUGGACGUAGAAGAUAUUGACUCUGGAACAAUUGUUGAAAGGACUUAG
Messenger RNA from Acanthoscelides obtectus, 345 nucleotides. Lineage: Eukaryota; Metazoa; Arthropoda; Insecta; Coleoptera; Chrysomelidae. The record is from the annotation of a GenBank genome assembly.